CUGUGGAUAGCGUUCAGACGAAUCUAAUAGAUGAUGGAAACAUUGAUACUUCGCCACUAGAUGGAGCCAGUCAGAGCCAGUCCAAAUUAUACAUAGAUUGCCUUACCCCGGAGGAUGAGGGCACCUACACAUGCGUGGCAGAGACCCCUUUCAGUCGAGUCAGCAGUGACACAGUAGUUGCAAUGUCAAAGGAAGGAGUGGUUGUGAAGGAACCUCUCUGUUUCAAAGAAACGCUUAUUGGUUUGCCAGCAAGGAUUUACAUGUGGACACGCUUUCGUUUCGAAAGACAAGGAAAUGAUGUUCAGUUGUUCUGUCGUAGUUCCGAACUACCAGAAUCGUAUGUGACGUGGUCAAGAGGUGAAGAAAAUGCACAGCUAGAGAAUGGCGAGAAGUAUAUGAUCUUGAACAAUGGAGAUUUAAUCAUUCGGGACAUCAGCUGGGAAGACAUGGGCAUUUACACCUGCAAUGCUCGUAAUGCUUUCGGGUCAGAUACAGCUUUGGCAUUUCUUUAUCCAGUAAAGAUCUAGUGGAAGAAAUGAAAAUUACCAGUGUUUUACGGAAACAUUCGGGAAGUUUAUACAUUAUGUGCAUCUGGCGAUCGUCUUGUGUCUUCGUUAUUGUAAAAAAACAUCGGGCACGGUAUAAAUGUUUUAAGGAAAACGUCACUUUUCCAAAUGUUUCACUUUCUGUAUAUAUUUCUUACAACCGUUCAUUAUGUUACUUAAUAUAACUGUUCGUUUCAUAGAGAAAAGCAUAUAAUUUGUAUAUUUUGAUCAGUUAUAUCUUCCUGUAUAUUGCACUGAAUAUUCUUACAUUUACUUUGUAAAUAUUUUUUUUUUAUCUUAUGUUUUAUUUCCACCACCCAUAUUUAGGUUAUUUGUAUUUAUUUCUAUAUGUAUAUAUUGGAAAAUAUCACGUUCUGGUGUCUUAUUGAAACGAAAGAUUGCAUUAAAGUUUGUAUAAAGAUGCCUUAUGUGAUGUAAGAUUAUUUUAUUUCUAUCAGAACUGUAUUUCGGUCUAAUUGAGACUUACCAAAAUUAAAUUAAGACAGUUUUGCAUCAGAA
Messenger RNA from Limulus polyphemus (Atlantic horseshoe crab), 1064 nucleotides. RefSeq names its product zwei Ig domain protein zig-2-like. The record is from RefSeq and is a predicted model, not a curated record. NCBI's taxonomy places the organism in Eukaryota, Metazoa, Arthropoda, Merostomata, Xiphosura, Limulidae. Bases 183 to 527 code for a protein of 114 amino acids. The transcript is spliced from 4 exons.